AUGUAGUCUACUUCCCUGACAUCUACAAAACAUUUCGCCAAAAAUUCAAAUUACUUAAAAUUUUACAGAAUCAACACCGUAUGAUUCGGUAAUAAACUUCUAUUACACAUGGCAUCCCGUCCACUGUUCUUUUACUACGUCGUAAUGGCGUUGGGCGAAGUUGGAUAUUCGAAUUAAUUCAAGAAAGAAAAAAAAAAUCAUCUUAGUGACAAACAACAAAGAUUGCAGUCUCCUUAUAGCCCUCAGUGAGAGUGGCAGCUAUUUCAAAAUGGAAAAUAACACAGAAGACAAGGGCAAACAAGAUGUAAUGGUAUCAAAUCUCCCAUUGCUGUUUUCUAAUGGCAAACCAAUAUCCAUCACAUCAAUGUCUGUGGAGGAUCUGCAGUAUUUUAUACCAUUUCUGGUAAAGUGCAUCUUAGGAUGUGAACCCUCAGGUUGGGCUAAAUAUGCGAAAUUCAAGUGGUGGCCACCUGACGUACCUUGGUCUCCUAUAAUUCUUACAAAAAAAUAUCAAACCCAACAUUGGGCGUACAAACUUUCAAAGUUGGUGAAAAACUGUUAUGAGUAUAAUGGCUGUACAUAUUUACUACAUUUUUCGGCAAAACUCCAAACACUCAGUGGAGGAUACAAGUUUGAAGACAACUGGGAUGGUACUACUUCAAUGUAUGAUAGCACAAAUGGGAAGCUGCUGGUCACAUUCCAGAAUGAAAACAUGAUUUACGAUAAGGGUUUUAGACAGCAGUCUAAUACUUCUCGUCCAAUGUUACUUCCUCGAUUAAACUCGCCAACUAGUCCGGCAAAAUUGAACACUGGGACCCUAAACCCAACCGCAAUCGAAGAGCCAACUGCAGCCAAGAUGGUUGAGCCACCGAUUAACGACAUAUACCUCUGUGAUUAUUGCGGAGCAGAUUUUAGCUCACAUUCAGCCAUUAAGGCUCAUGAAGCGAAGUGCAUGGCGGACAAAGCUCUAGAAGCCCAAUCUCACAACAGUUUUGUCGAACCGGAAACUCAAAAUAUGGAUGAAGCACAAUUUCUCUGGUAUUUGGCUUUGUCUCGUCGUAACCAAACGUUACCGCCGCCUAAUGUUACCCCUGCCAAGAUUCGUCCGGUCGUAAGAAGAGCUUGCACACUCAGUGACAAAAGAUUUACGACAAUUCCCUUUUCAUCCAACCUUGGACAAAGCUUCUUUAAAGCAAUAAAACUAACUCCGACGGCAUCAGAACUCCUCAUCAGCCGUUAUGAGCGUUUGUGCACGGCAAAACCGGUUGCGGUACGCAUAGACCCUGUUACAGGAGAAAAUAUCAAUCAAGCGCUUUCAUCAGCGACUCAUCGUUUUCGUGCAGCCGUAUACAAAAGGAAAAAUGAAUGGGCUCACGUCUACUCCUUUAGUAAAGCAGACAGGAAAGAGCGCAUGAUAACUAUCGAAACAGGAUUGAACAAACGAGCUCGUCAAUUACUUAGGACUUGCCAAGGUGUUAGUGUAAAAAUGGUAAGGUUAAAACUAGAAGAUAUAGAGAGUUGGACAAGACCGAAACCAAAACACCAACAACCAUUGUUACAACCUUGGGUACAGCGCAGCAUCGCAAACUUACCUGCUAGUUGUACAAUAAGCUUGGCUCCCAUCGACUCACAACCAACCUGGUUUCAACAUCCGCAGGCUCCCUCAUCAUCAACAAUAUCUCGACCAGAUAUAGCAAGACGUUUGAUGGCCACUAAAUCCAAUUCAUUAGACAAACCUCACGUCAGAUCUCCACCGGGACUUCUUCCUCUUAUUACUGGCACUUGGUCUAUGCAAGCUGUACAGCCUAACAAAUCUAAUACUGCGAAAAAUCAGUUCAUUCUGCCCGAUCUGAUUCCAGUUGUAAAUAGACAUCCGAAGAACCGCUCUCCUGACCCAGUCAUAAUACGAAUGCCUUCCAUACCAUCGCCAAAAUUAGUUAAUGUCUCACCAAAUAAGAGUGCGUCAUCAACCGGAAAUAUCACAGAUGUAGUGGAUCUUUGUUCGUCAGAAGAUGAAGCCCGAGAUGAUACACAUCCACCAGUUACCAGUCGCCUGUCUCAGCCAUUUGUCUUACCUCCCGGUAUUUCAAUAACAAAAGUUAAAAAUCCUUCAAAUGAAAAGCAUUGCCGACUCGUUGAUUCACAAUCAGAUGGAAAGGCACUAGAAAAUAAUAACAAUCGAUCGCGAAGCGUUUCGCAAUGGUUGGCAUCAGCAGUCUCCGGCCCUCUUCCGAUUUUGAGAUGCAUGGGCCAGCGUAAUCCUACAAUGAAACAAGAGCCUUCCCUAUAUAAUAUGAUUUCUCCUUCGUCCUCGGUUGAUACUUCACUACCUAUCGUCACACCAUUGAAACUCGGGAAACUUCCGGCAGAGAAGAGAGAACAAAUGAAGCAGUCUCUCUUAAAAAUUCAGCAAAAAGAAAAGAAGUCUCCGCAGCCUUACGCAGAGCAAACAAGUCCACUAUUUCCGGGCAAGAAAAUGCAAGCACUUGGCGAAGUCGAUCCGCUUCAGUGCUCGCCGCCAUUGGGCAAUUCACUCAAUCCAAACAAAGAUCUUUCUGGCCUGCUAAGCGACGAGUGCAAGGAGCUGAAACAUAAAGGAUUGGGUGGUUUGAUUUUUUCAAACCAACGGCUAACACGGCGGAAAAGAACCACAGAGUCUGAAUUCUAUAGCUGUGGUGAAGAAGAUUCACUGUCCGACGGUCCUAGCAAAAGAGCUCGCAAAUUGGAACAAUCACCAUCGUCCACCUUGACGCUAGAAAGGAAUUUGGUUCACGAUAGUAACAGUUAUUCGUCGGUCAUGGAAGUCAACUUGGUAGGUCCGGAUAACGAAAUUUGUGACAGCUCCCGAGCAAGUUCUUUCGGAUCACUUACACCUGACAGCAAAAUGCCAAGAAAGAGAGGCGAACUUAUUCGCCUAUUGAAUGAUGAGUGCAAAGAAUUAAGGAGAAAUGGCCUCGAAGACUUGUCUUUUGAAGCGAACCCCAAUCAACGUGUUACUCGUUGUCGGACUAAAUCCCAACCACUGGUGUCUGGCAAAAGAUAAAAGUCCGUAUUGUCACCCCUUUCGCUCCUCGUCCAUCCGCCGAACAAAUGUAUGCCCUCGAUUGGAUGCGUUGUUAUAUAGUAUUCACCUACUUUGUUAAGCAAACACCCAGAAUGUGUGCGUACAUUUUAUUCGCGUCGCUCUUACUAUUUAUCCAUUUGAUAGCGUUCCACGAUCGGUUCGGAUAUCUUGCAUUUUCAUCAUAUCUUCUCUCCGUAGAAAUCAGCAAUGCUUGUGUACAAAAAAAUGACGUUAUAUCGCUCUCGUUUAGUUGGCGGAUUCGCACUUUAUUCAUUUGUUGUAAAAAGUAUUCAAAUUUCUGAAGCGAUUAAUGCUGUUGAUAUGAAACUGAAAAAUUGAUAGAUUAGUCAUUGUUUAGCACCAAAUGUUGCUGGAAUAAUUUUCUCCUAAUUUUUAACCAAGUAAAUCCGAAAUCGCUGAAGUUCAGAACCGAGACCGCCUGCAUUUUCAGUUAGAAUCAUAUAAACCUUUAGUUCUACUGACUAUUUGGAAUAAACUGUAUUCUUAUUUCCAGGUAGGUUAUGCUUAGUAAGGCGGUUUGAUUUCACGAAAUUCAGAAAAUUGAUAAUUGGGCUACACAAUUGCAUAACUGCUGCACUCUUAGUGUAAUUUGAAUUAUCUUGUGUGCCUGGAAUUUUGAUCUUGAGUUUAACAUUUCCAUCUCUAAAUGUGUACGAAUAUUUCAUUAACUUAAAUAUUCUGUCAGUUACGAGAAUCGAUGACUACGAUUGAAUAAACCCAUGUGAGCUACGAA
Messenger RNA from Daphnia carinata, 3818 nucleotides. RefSeq lists its product as uncharacterized. Gene Ontology annotation, molecular function: DNA-binding transcription factor activity, RNA polymerase II-specific; RNA polymerase II cis-regulatory region sequence-specific DNA binding. NCBI's taxonomy places the organism in Eukaryota, Metazoa, Arthropoda, Branchiopoda, Diplostraca, Daphniidae. The transcript has 8 exons. The record is from RefSeq and is a predicted model, not a curated record. Gene Ontology annotation, biological process: regulation of transcription by RNA polymerase II. Gene Ontology annotation, cellular component: nucleus. The coding region runs from base 269 to 3043 and encodes 924 amino acids.